GCAAUCGCGCUGCGUGCGGUCAAGGAAAUUCAGUUGCACCGGCCGGCUCAAGCUGGUCUCGACUAUGUGCGUGAGCUGCAGGCGUUGGCGAAGUUUUCUCAGGAAAAGUUACCGACUUCUUUAUUAAAUCCUAUGGCUGGUUUACUAGUCAGGAAUCCCUGUUUAUCACCAUGGAAUAUUGCGAAUACGGAGACCUAAAGAAGUACCUUGCCCGCCAUGGCAGUCUUCUCGAGAUCGAGGUGAUCGAUAUCUCUGUCCAAGUUCUCACGGGAUUGGCGUUUAUGCACGAGGAAGGCUUCGCUCACAGAGACGUAAAGCCGGCUAACAUCUUAAUCAAAACCUUGCCACCCGACAGAUGGUGGGUGAACCUCUCAGAUUUUGGACUUUCCAAACGUACCGUAGACAUGCACGGAUUCGACUCCACGAGUGUUCGAGGAACUCCAGGAUUCAUGCCCCCCGAGACGGCCGGGUUCGAUGGGGACCCUCGACAGGCGGAUCCUCAGUCUGCCGAUAUCUGGUGUGUUGGGGAGAACAUCUUCCAGUUGCUAACGGGCCGACCAACGUUCCGUACCCAGGCCGACCUUAUGAAUUACCAGCUAGGAAGGUUGCAAUUCCCAGACGAGAGUCUGGAAUCUGGACUUCUAUGCCUGAUGCAUCAGGGUCGGCAGGCAUACCCAAAGCCGAUAUUAUUGAUAGUGCGUCCAUAGAAGAGUGGUCGAAUGGUCCAGAAUUCCGCGAUGCUGGCAACCUGGAUGGCUCGCGGUCGCAAAUGGACCAGACGAAUGAACCACCGGCAGGGAAAGACAUGAAGCCAGAUUUUCCUCUUUCAACAGACCCUAGAGAUUAUGACUUAUUUCCUUCCAUGGACCCCAGAGCAUCUCGGGACCCACAGACGGCAUGGACACCAGAGCCCAUUCUUCUAGAUCCCAUGCUUCUAGAUCUCCCUCCUGGAUUAGUAGGAAAGGCGUUAACGCCGCAAGUGUACGUUGGUGCUUCACAUCUGGGUGGGAAUUUUGCCAAAGAAACCGAGGGAAAUAUUAAGGAAGGAAAUCAGGACUUGGUCACCGAGAACCAGGGGACAAAGGACAAUGAUCUAUCGACGAAGCCUGGUCCGGACAACAUUAAAUCUGGAAGCAAUGGUGUUAGCGCCAUCGAGAAUGACGUCCGGCAAGCUUUCAAACGCUUCGCGGAACAAAAAUACCGAACUCAGGCCCGUAUUAGUCAGAGCACGAAGUUAUCUGAGCUCAAGAAGUGUGGUGACAGUUUUAAGCUGCACACUCCAAUAGCAGAUGACUUGCGGCCGAUCCUAGGGAUUGACAAAAUCAAGAGGCAGCAGGACACAAAGGAAACUCCAAUAUCGUAGCGGUGACACACGGGCUCUGUGUCAUGAUAGCCUACCGAGAGAUGGAACGUCCCGAGCACAAGACUCGGUGCUGCGAAACCGAGCACGCAGCCUUAUUUGAAUGGCUAGAAUGUCAAGGGCUGAAAACCACCACCUUUGGGCAGAUCUUAUUAGAUGAUAUAAUCCGAAGACGUGCUCAUGAAGCACCCGAACUGGAUCUCGUAAUCGUGAUGGGAACGCCUUGGAAAUAACACACUGUUCAUUGGCUAGGUAUGGAGCAUAGACAUUGCAUUACGGAGGCACAUCAAGUAUACACAAGCAUCAAUUAGCGAUUCAAUAACCAUGAUCAUCUAGGUAUAGGAGGUGAUAGAGGAAAAUGGCCACUGUCACGACAAUGUCAUCAGAAUCUCGGAUGUUUGGGGUGACUUUGACUGUCUUUGAAAUGACUGUGUUUGACAUCAAGAUUACGGUAAUAUAUUAG
Messenger RNA from Eremomyces bilateralis CBS 781.70, 1823 nucleotides. RefSeq lists its product as uncharacterized. Bases 356 to 1363 code for a protein of 335 amino acids. Lineage: Eukaryota; Fungi; Ascomycota; Dothideomycetes; Eremomycetales; Eremomycetaceae. The transcript has 3 exons. The record is from RefSeq and is a predicted model, not a curated record.